This is a messenger RNA of Penicillium diatomitis, 1647 nucleotides long. RefSeq names its product Protein pns1. The record is from RefSeq and is a predicted model, not a curated record. Gene Ontology annotation, molecular function: transmembrane transporter activity. The transcript is spliced from 2 exons. NCBI's taxonomy places the organism in Eukaryota, Fungi, Ascomycota, Eurotiomycetes, Eurotiales, Aspergillaceae. The coding region runs from base 1 to 1647 and encodes 548 amino acids. Gene Ontology annotation, cellular component: plasma membrane. Gene Ontology annotation, biological process: transmembrane transport.
AUGAGUGGGCAAGCUGCGAGCUAUUACGAUAGCAGUCAGAACUUUGCAGACCAAGGUCAAGCUCCUUCAUAUGAGAAAACAAACGCAAAUCAACCGGGCAGCUACAAUCAACCUCCACCGAAUGGCGCUUACCAGCCCCCUAUGAACUAUGGAGGACCAGCCAAUGGUUAUGAGCAGCACGGGCCUCAGAUGAAGCCUCAGCAACCUCCGUAUGGAGACAACCCUCCACCGUACACAACAUUUGAUGAUGCUUUCAAGAUUCAGAAGCCCAAGUACAAUGAUAUUUGGGCUGGUUUGCUGCUGAUUGCUGUUUUCCUGGGCUACGUUGCUAUCUCUGGACUGACGAUCCACAAAUAUGCUACCAACAAAGGCUUCAACGGAGGUGGUAUUUAUGGGUCUGGGAAUGACUUUUCGCUCGAUACCAACACCCUCGUGCUGUUUAUUUUUGUGCUGUGUGUAGCACUCGUGUUCUCUUGGGCAUAUUUCAUGGGAGCUCGCUACUUUACCAAGACGUUCAUCUGGGUCACCGGCAUCCUCAACAUUGUCUUCGCCUUUGCCACGAGUAUCUACUACCUCGUUCGAAAGCAAUACGGCGGCGGGAUCGUCUUUUUGAUUUUCGGGGUCUUCGCUGUCAUCUGUUUCAUCAGCUGGAUACCCAGAAUUCCGUUCACAGCCUUCAUGUUACAGACGACCAUGGAUGUGGCUCGGAAACAUGGCCACGUCUUCUUAGUCAGUGCUUUGGGUGGAUUCGCGACCGUGGCCUUCUCUGCCUGGUUCUCGGUGACGUUGGUAUCCAUAUAUGUGGCCUACGAACCGAAUUCUGGCGGCACCAACCCUUCCUGCGCGAAUGGUGGAUGCAGCACAGCAAAAGUCAUUGGUCUGACCGUGUACGUGACCUUUGCCAUGUACUGGCUCAGUGAGUGGCUGAAGAACACGGUGCACACGACAAUUGCGGGCAUCUACGGCGCCUGGUACUUCUGGAGCAAUUCCGCCGGGGGUAUGCCAAAAGGUUCCACUCGAGGCGCUUUCCGCCGCGCAACCACCUACUCGUUCGGGAGUAUCAGUUUUGGAAGCUUGAUCAUUGCAAUUAUCAACAUGCUCCGCCAGGCCUGCUCGAUCGCACAGCGGCAAGAAGCCGCACAGGGUAACAUUGUGGGAAGCAUCUUUAUCUGGAUUCUCGGCUGCUUCAUCUCUCUGCUCGACUGGCUCGUGACACUGUUCAACCGGUAUGCAUUCUGCCACAUUGCUCUGUAUGGCAAAGCGUAUAUCCCCGCUGCCAAGGAUACGUGGAAGAUGAUGCAAGACCGUGGAAUAGACGCUCUGGUCCAAGAUUGUCUGAUUGGCCCUGUCCUGACCAUGGGCUCUGUCUUCGUCGCCUACGUCUGUGCCUUGCUUGCCUACCUGUACCUGCAAUUCACCAACCCCGCCUACAACACCGGUGGGGACUUUACCGCAGUCAUUAUGGCGUUUUCUUUUGUGAUCGGCUUGCAGAUCUGCCAGGUGUUCUUGACUCCGAUCGGUAGCGGCGUCGAAACAAUCUUUGUUGCCAUGGGCUGGGAUCCUCAAGUCAUGAUCAACGAUCAUCCGGACAUCUAUUACAAGCUGGUCCAGCUGUACCCUCGUGUUCAGCAAGCCAUUCAUGCGUGA